AAAUAUUACGUACAACCAAGCGAGAAACCCUAAUAGCAGUUUGGGAAGAUAAGGAAAGAUGCAGAUCUUCGUGAAAACCCUAACGGGGAAGACCAUCACCCUUGAGGUGGAGUCAAGUGACACCAUUGAUAAUGUCAAAACAAAGAUUCAGGACAAAGAAGGAAUUCCCCCGGACCAGCAGAGGUUGAUCUUUGCCGGAAAACAGCUGGAGGAUGGCCGUACUCUCGCCGAUUACAACAUCCAAAAAGAGUCAACAUUGCAUCUUGUUUUAAGGCUUCGUGGUGGUAUUAUUGAGCCAUCUUUGAUGGCAUUGGCCAGAAAGUAUAACCAGGAUAAGAUGAUCUGCCGCAAGUGUUACGCACGUUUACACCCUCGUGCUGUGAACUGCAGGAAAAAGAAGUGUGGACACAGCAACCAGUUGAGGCCAAAGAAGAAGAUCAAGUAAACUGUUCUCGCUGCAAGAUGCAAACAUGUUAUGGAUUACUGGAUAUGGUGUAAACCUGACAAUUCCAUUAGCUUCUUAGUAUCGUAGUUACUCAUUAUUCUUGUUUUCAGUUUGAGACUCGUUAUGAAUUAUUCUACAGUUCCUUCUAAUGGUGAUACAAUUUUGUUUUUGACAAUAAUGCGUUUGAAGUGGAUGUUUCUCUGAC
Messenger RNA from Vigna umbellata (rice bean), 650 nucleotides. RefSeq names its product ubiquitin-ribosomal protein eL40 fusion protein-like. Gene Ontology annotation, molecular function: structural constituent of ribosome; protein binding. The record is from RefSeq and is a predicted model, not a curated record. Gene Ontology annotation, cellular component: ribosome. Gene Ontology annotation, biological process: translation. NCBI's taxonomy places the organism in Eukaryota, Viridiplantae, Streptophyta, Magnoliopsida, Fabales, Fabaceae.